Anarrhichthys ocellatus (wolf-eel) is the source of this 5559-nucleotide messenger RNA. RefSeq names its product CDC23 (cell division cycle 23, yeast, homolog) (gene cdc23). The transcript has 16 exons. The record is from RefSeq and is a predicted model, not a curated record. Bases 1 to 1728 code for a protein of 575 amino acids. Gene Ontology annotation, molecular function: protein binding. Gene Ontology annotation, biological process: positive regulation of mitotic metaphase/anaphase transition; cell division; protein ubiquitination. NCBI's taxonomy places the organism in Eukaryota, Metazoa, Chordata, Actinopteri, Perciformes, Anarhichadidae. Gene Ontology annotation, cellular component: anaphase-promoting complex.
AUGAAAAUGGCGGCUCUCUGUACUGAGUUUGGGGACCUGGUACAAAUCAAGAAACAGCUAAUAUCGGUGAUAUCGCUUUGUAAAGAAAGGGGACUUUUACACAGCGGAAAGUGGGCUUCUGAAUUGGCUUUUGCUUUGGACCGUCUUCCCAAGGAUGAAUUACCCCCGUCACCUCCUUUUACUGAGGAAGACGCACAAGACCUGGAUGCACUUACACUGGCCAAAUCCUACUUUGACCUGAAAGAGUACGACCGCUCUGCUUACUUUCUGAAAGGCUGCUGCAGUCGGAAGGCUUAUUUCCUUUAUAUGUAUUCUCGCUAUCUGUCAGGUGAGAAGAAGAAGGACGAUGAGACUGUGGACAGCCUGGGUCCUCUGGAGAAGGGUCAGGUGCGCAAUGAGGCCCUGCGAGAACUGAGGGUUGAGCUCAGUAAGAAGCACAAUGUGGGAGAGUUGGACGGGUUCACCUUGUACCUGUAUGGGGUGGUGCUACGGAAGCUUGAUCUGCUGAAGGAGGCGGUGGAGGUGUUUGUUGAGGCAAUUCACUCACUUCCCCUCCACUGGGGAGCAUGGCUGGAGCUGAGUAACCUUGUCACCAACAUUGAAAUGCUGAAGUCACUGUCUCUCCCAGACUGCUGGAUUAAGGACUUCUUCAUGGCCCACAUGUACACCGAGCUGCAGAUGAUCAAAGAAGCGCUGCAGAAAUACCAGAACCUCAUUGAGGCCGGCUUUUCUAAGAGCACCUACAUCAUCUCACAGAUUGCUGUCGCCUACCACAACAUCCGAGAUAUUGACCAGGCCUUGUCUCUCUUCAACGAGUUGAGGGAGCAGGAUCCAUAUCGCAUUGACAACAUGGACACAUUCUCCAACCUCCUCUAUGUCAAAAGCAUGAAGCCAGAGUUGAGUUACUUGGCCCACAACCUGGUGGAGAUUGACAAGUACAGAGUAGAGACAUGUUGUGUUAUUGGUAACUAUUAUAGUUUACGCUCUCAGCAUGAGAAGGCGGCUCUGUACUUCCAGCGGGCCCUCAAACUGAACCCUCGAUGCCUCGGCGCCUGGACCCUCAUGGGCCACGAAUACAUGGAAAUGAAGAACACGUCAGCUGCCAUCCAGGCCUACAGGCAUGCCAUUGAAGUGAACAAGCGGGACUACCGUGCCUGGUAUGGCCUCGGUCAGACAUAUGAGAUCCUAAAGAUGCCCUUUUACUGUUUGUACUAUUAUCGAAAGGCUCACCAGCUCAGGCCCAAUGACUCGCGUAUGUUGGUCGCGCUGGGGGAAAGCUACGAAAAACUGUCACAGCAAGUGGAAGCCAAGAAGUGUUACUGGAGAGCAUACUCUGUUGGAGAUGUAGAGAAAAUGGCUCUACUGAAGUUGGCAAAGCUCCAUGAACAGCUGACCGAGUCGGAUGAUGCUGCCCAGUGUUACAUGCUUUACAUCCAAGACAUUUUCUCUUGUGGGGAACAACUGGAGCAUGCGGAGGUGAGCACAGCCCUGCGGUACCUGGGUCAGUACUAUUUCAAGAACAAGCUCUACGAUGAGGCGUCCCUCUGUGCCCAGCGCUGUUGUGACUACAAUGAUGCGCGUGAGGAGGGAAAGGCUCUGUUGAGGCAGAUUUCACAGGUCAGAGAUCAGACCGAGACGCCGUCGGCAGAUCUGUUCGCUCCGCUCUCAAACAACAACACUCCCGUCAGGAGGGUGUCGCCGCUGAACCUCAUCUCCUUCACACCCUGACACUCGCCCUCCUAUUCACUGGCUUUAAAAUGGACAAUUUCUGUAUCCCAACUAUUUGGUGGGUAGGUAGUGUUGGAAGGAUUUACUUGUUGAUGCAUAGAUUUGUUAAUGACAUUAAAAUAAUGUUUGUAACAUUUUCAAUCCUGAUCAUUUUUGUCCGGGAUAAGACGAGUUCUAUGCUGCAAAUUUAAAACAAAUCAAAGCUCUUUCAAUUAACGCUUGGGAUGGUGAGCCUGAGGUACACAACUCCCAGAACCUAAUAAGGUUUUUUGAGUAGAUUUUUUUUUUUAAGACUCAUGUAGCUUUUGUAUAAUCUAAAGCUAACUCAACAAUGUGAAAACAAAAAAGGACAUCUUUUUUACAUUGUGUGUAUACACAGACACACUGCCAAAGACGGCAUCAUAUUUUGACUUGCAGUCAUGUGUUAUCACUGCUGUACAUGUAAAUUGUUUAAAUAAAGCGUACCUGUUAGGACAGUCUGUUCUGUCAUUUAUCUCCUGAAAAUGGAAAUAUUUCUGCUAUACUGCUUAGACUACACAAAACAAUGUUUAUAUUGAUUUUAUUGUAAAAAAAGUUAAUUACACACAUGCACUAUUCUUAACAUAUCUAUGAGCCACUGCUGCAGGAAGAUCAGUAAAGCUAGCUUCAGCUUUACUGAUCAAGAGCACGUCAAUCCCCCAACUUGUGUAUUGCAACCCUAUUUAAAGCAUGUUUGAACAAUUCUACUGGCCUGAACAUAACGGUAUUUGGCACAACAGCAGCGGCCGGUUCUCCGAGUCACUUGGUGCAGCGACCCCACAGCCCCUCUUCUUGCAGAAACCUGGUGUGAUGGGUGCACCACAGCCUGAGGAGGGCAGCGGGGUCAGGACGGGCUGGGUCUCUGCUUUUCGCCUCAAGUCAGACUUUACAAGCAUCGGGCCAUACCGUACGACAAUCGUCUUAAAGUUCCACAGAAAAGUGUUUCAUUAAAAGGAAGUCAUAAAAAUAGUACAAUAAAGUAUGGCAUGAGAAUGUCACGACAUCCUAUACUGUGACAUUCUAUAGUAUUACUUUUGUGAAUUUCUUCAUGGCUUACUAUUCUAACAUUUCUAUGGCAAACUAAACUGACCUUUGACAUUUUUAUGGUUGUCAUAGAACAUAAAACGUUUAUCCUGCAGUAUUGGAAAUAAAAUGCAUUUUUUGCUUUAGUGCCGACAUCACCAAAGACAAUGUCUUCAUAGACUUUAUUGUAGAAACAAACAUACUCACAUCGAAGGCCAAUUACACACACACACAUGCACCAUUCUUAACAUACAGUCUAUAUCCGUUAGCCACUGGGAUCAAGAGCACCUCAUUUCCUUACUUUGUAGUGUACUGAAACCUUAUUUAAAGCAUGUUUAAACCGUUUCACUGGCAUGAACAUCAUAGCGGUAGUUGGCAUAACAAGUGAGUUAACUGCACUUCAAAAUGUGAAUAUAUAAAAUAUAAUAUGAAAAAAAUACUAAACUUAAACUUUUUUUUGCAUAAUAUCAAAGAGGACACACUCCAGCUGACGCUCCAAAGAGCUCAGUACUUCCCCCUGAGACUACGAGGGGUGGGGGCAGGGCUGCGAGGUGGAGACUGCUGGCGAGACCGCAAGAUCCGUGAGUACGGUGUAACGUUUGCUUCUUCGGCAGCACGAGUAUUGUAUUUACGCGUUGGGGUACAUGUCGGGAACAAAGGCUGGAAAAGGGGCCUUUUUUGCGGCGGCCGGUUCUCAGUGUCACUUGGUGCAGCGACCUCAUAGCCCCUCUUCUUGUAGGAACCUGGCGUGAUGGAGGGCAGGACGGCCUGGGUCGGGGGCAGGAAGGCCUGGGUCUGGGCCAGGGUCUCUGCUUUCCGCCUCAAGUCAGCCUUUACAAGCAUUAGGCCAUUCUGGAGGUCCAAUAGGAUUUGGUCCUAAGAAGAAGUCAGUAAAUAGGGUUAGACAAGACCACAGAGGGGGAAGUGAAGGAUAAGGUCGGGAGGUUAAGAGAGAGAUGGUAAAGUGAGCCCCUGAACAUGCUUUUGCACAGUAAUCACCUGGUGCAGAGGUUAGAAACCUAGAUUUAGUUUAAAAGCUGGCUGUGCAUUAAGAUUGUUAGAGAAGAGAGCAGAGGGAGAGAAAAACAGUGUUUUAAAUUGAGAAUUUUCAGCUUGAAAUUUGUCUUAUCCAAAUAAAAAUGAUUAAUGAAACCUGUAUUUCAUCAAUUUGAUUGAAGUCUGCAGUAACUAAACACUAACAAAAGAAUGAUUAACCUCAGAGCUGCAUUAUUAAAGUGAGCUUUCUAUAGCCCACCAUGACAUUUAUUUUUGCAGACUUUGUUUUCGGACUUCUUUUCUCAGAAUACACGGUCGAGCACCCUUACACACGAUUUCACAGAAUAAGCUCAGAAAAAUACAAAUGACAUAACAUUGUACUAUACAUAUCUGUGGUUCUACCUGUUUGGCCAGUGUCUCGUCUGCAGCCGUUAGAGCCUGUCGCAGCCGUUCGCCUCCCGUGUUGCGACAGCAGGCUCGUUCACCGGACUGCAGGUCGGCCCCGAGCCUCUGCAAAUCCAGACGCAACUGACGCAGGUUCUGUUGGGAAAAAAAGAGUCAGGAUUUUAGUUUUUCCUGAGGACAAAGAGACUCGCAUGCGGCUAAAUCAAUGGUGCAUUGCAUACGGCACAGCGGUAACUGACCCGUUGACCGUCCUCCAGCUUGCGGUCAGCAGCAUUGGUGACAGUGCAGGUUGAACCUGGGACUUCCAGCUGCAUCUUCAGCUUCGCCAGCUCUGCACAGGCAAGCAGAACAAGACGGUCAAAACCAUCAACAACGUCCGAACACCAACACAUUAUCAGGGCAGUGUUUCAGUCACCUUGUGUCCUGGCGAGCAGCUCAGCGCGACACUGGUCCAGCUCAACGUGCAGUCUGCCAUAUUCUGCCUGACCAGUGAGGCGCUGAGAGCGCCGAGGCCCCUCAGAGUCUCCAUGUGGCGCCGACAUGCGGACCGGUUCAGCUGCCUUGGUUUUAUCAUGGGCCUCAGACAAAGCUUCAAUCUCCUGAUCACGCUCCUAACAGAAAGGGUGAAAAGAAAAAAUAUCUGAGCAUGGACACAACAACAGAAUUAUUAAAAUAACUACAUUGCGGAUACACGUUGCAUUUGGGGAAAGAUAUAAUUUAACUGAAGAGCAGAUUUUAACAGAUUGUGUGUGUAUUGAAAUCACACCAUGGGGGCAGACUGCCUGAAAUAAUGCCAACUUAAGGCUGAAGAUUCAGCGCUCACCUUCAGCUCCUGGCUGUAGAAUUUCUUCAAAUGUUUUUGGACGUUGGCUAACUUGUCCUCGUACCUCUCUUCGAUUAGAGACCUCUCUGCCUCCAAGGUCUCACUGUGGGGCAAGAAGACAACACAACUUGUUAUCUGCAUGAAUUUCAAAGAGCAGCAUUUCUCAUAAUUUUUACAUUUCAGCUUCUUGUUGUGGGCAAUGUCUUUGAUGAAAAAAUACAAGGAAUGGAAAUGAUGGAUGCAAAUAAAGCACAAGAGAAUGACUUGAGCGACUAACCCAAUGCAUUAUUUAUUAUGAGUAAUAUCAUUAGAGCUAGUUCCCUAUAACACACAGUCUUUAUUAGCAUACUGUAUGUCAAUUCUUUAUGUCAUUAUCUUUUACAUGUACUGUGUUCUAUGUUAAAAACAGUUGAUCUGAACAAAGCAGACACGCACCUGAAGCCGUCUUGCAUCCCAGAAAUGACCUCCAUCAUCUCAGAGACCACCUGCUCUCUCACAUUUGCCUCAAGAACAUCUUUCUCUUCCCGCUGGCGCUGCACUUCUCUCUUCAGGACAUCGAUGGCCUG